AUGGCUGAGUUCAGAUUUUGUAGCAUUCUCUUUGGGCUGUUCUUGGUGUGGAGUAGUAAUAAUAUAGGUCUUGGAAGAGGUCAAGAUGGUGGAGGAAGAAGCGAGAUGGUGCCAGCCAUGUUCAUUUUUGGAGACUCUCUCAUUGACAAUGGGAACAACAAUAAUCUGGCUACUUUGGCUAAAGCCAACUAUUUACCUUACGGCAUUGAUUUUGAUGGCGGGCCGACUGGAAGAUUUUCGAAUGGUUAUACCAUGGUUGAUACAAUUGCUGAAUUGCUUGGACUGCCUCUAAUUCCUGCAUACACUGAUGUAUCUGGUGAUCAAAUGAGAUAUGGAGUUAAUUAUGCCUCUGCUGCUGCUGGUAUUCUUGACAUUACAGGCAGAAACUUUGUUGGCCGAAUUCCGUUCAAUCAGCAGAUUAGUAACUUUGAGAACACACUUGAUCAAAUUACAGACAUUCUUGGUGCAGCAGAUGCGGCACAGGCGCUUUCUAAAUGCAUUUUCUUUGUUGGAAUGGGCAGUAACGACUACCUCAAUAAUUACCUUAUGCCAAAUUAUCCCACAAAAGAUCAGUAUGACCCUCAAAAAUAUGCAGACCUCCUGGUUACGCAGUAUUCCCAGCAACUCAAUAGGCUUUACAACCUGGGAGCUAGGAAAUUUGUGAUUUCAGGGCUUGGUUUAAUGGGUUGCAUUCCAAGCAUUCUAGCACAAAAUUCAAAUGGUAUAUGUUCUGAGGAAGUGAACCAACUUCUCAUUCCCUUCAACACGAAUACGAAGGCAAUGAUCAACAAUCUCAGUGCUACCUUACCCGGUUCUAAAUUUUCUUACAUUGACAUUCGCAACAUGUUCCAGGAUCUCCUUACCAAUGCUGGAUCAUAUGGAUUCAGUAUUAUAAAUCAAGGGUGCUGUGGCAUUGGGAGAAACGCAGGGCAGAUUACUUGUCUUCCAUUCCAGACACCAUGUGCUGACAGGAGACAGUACAUUUUCUGGGACGCUUUUCACCCAACAGAAGCUGUAAACGUAUUAUUUGGGCAGAAGGCUUUCAAUGGAAGCAAGGAAAUGGUUUAUCCUAUGAACAUAGAGGAACUUGCCAGUGUUUGA
Molecule: messenger RNA, 1101 nt
Organism: Fraxinus pennsylvanica
Lineage: Eukaryota; Viridiplantae; Streptophyta; Magnoliopsida; Lamiales; Oleaceae
Source: the annotation of a GenBank genome assembly